AUGGGGGCCAGCAGUCACCGGCUGACCGACAGAAGGAUCCAGAUGGAAGCCAACGAACGCAGUUCGGAAUUCGGCAACAGUUGGCUAGCUGGCUGGCCCAAGGGAGGGAAGGGACAUCACGGAAGCUAUCCCGGCUCGGCGCGCCCGGACAAUGUCAAGAUAGUCGGCACCGGCACGGAAAGAAAGUAUUAUGUUCGGUACAAGAACGAAUACAAUGAAGAGGAGAUUAUCUUCACUCAGAUCCGCCUGUCUUAA
Neurospora hispaniola is the source of this 255-nucleotide messenger RNA. RefSeq lists its product as uncharacterized. The coding region runs from base 1 to 255 and encodes 84 amino acids. The transcript has 2 exons. The record is from RefSeq and is a predicted model, not a curated record. Lineage: Eukaryota; Fungi; Ascomycota; Sordariomycetes; Sordariales; Sordariaceae.